Molecule: messenger RNA, 1839 nt
Organism: Polyodon spathula (Mississippi paddlefish)
Lineage: Eukaryota; Metazoa; Chordata; Actinopteri; Acipenseriformes; Polyodontidae
Product: calcium/calmodulin-dependent protein kinase type IV-like
Exons: 11
Coding region: 252-1355 (367 amino acids)
Biological process (GO): protein phosphorylation
Molecular function (GO): ATP binding; calcium/calmodulin-dependent protein kinase activity; calmodulin binding
Source: RefSeq, a predicted model, not a curated record
UCAGUCUUGUGAAAGGAGCAGUAGUGCAAGUCAGUCUUCUUUUUCUUAAUCAACUUUGAUUUGUUUCUGACAAAACCGAAUGAUUUGAUGUAUGUAUUUUAAAUGUGUUUAUUUUUAUUUUAACCUAGUAUUUGCAAUUGGAUAGUUUUGCUAUUAGCCGUACGCUCUUUUUCGAUAUUUGUGAUAUCACAGAUUGGACUCACCCUGGGGGAUAUUUGCAAACAGCAGGUUAUCUGAUAGAAACACCGGGGAUGCUGAAAGUCACUAUGCCCUCCGCCAGAACAGGGGCUGCUUCGGAAUACUGGAUCGACGGCUCUAACAAGGAGGAGACGCUGGCUGAUUAUUAUGAAUUGGAGUCUGAGCUGGGACGGGGGGCUACUUCAGUUGUGUUUCGGUGCCGGCAAAAAGGAACACAGAGGCCAUAUGCUGUGAAAAUGCUGAAGAAGACUGUUGACAAGAAGAUUGUUCGGACGGAAAUUGGUGUUUUACUUCGACUUUCACAUCCUAAUAUCAUUAAACUGAAAGAGAUCUUUGAAACCCCGGUUGAGAUCAGUCUGGUGUUGGAAUUGGUCACGGGAGGAGAGUUGUUUGACAGGAUUGUGGAGAAAGGAUAUUACAGUGAACGUGAUGCUGCAGAUGCUGUUAAACAAAUCCUGGCAGCGGUAGCAUACCUGCAUGAAAACGGAGUCGUCCAUCGCGAUCUGAAGCCUGAGAACCUUUUAUACGCCACCUCGGCUCCUGACGCACCACUCAAGAUAGCUGAUUUUGGCCUGUCUAAAAUCGUGGAUGACCAGGUCACGAUGAAGACUGUCUGUGGAACCCCUGGAUAUUGUGCUCCUGAAAUUUUGCGAGGCACUGCUUACGGGCCAGAGGUUGACAUGUGGUCUGUAGGAGUGAUAACCUAUAUACUGCUUUGCGGGUUUGAACCUUUCUAUGACGAAAGAGGUGAUCAGUACAUGUUCAAGAAGAUUUUAAACUGUGAAUAUGACUUUGUCUCCCCCUGGUGGGAUGAUGUGUCCCUAAACGCCAAAGAUCUGGUGAGGAAACUGAUCGUGCAGGACCCUAAAAAGCGGCUCAGCACUUUCCAGACCCUGCAGCACCCCUGGGUGACAGGGACUGCAGUUAACUUUGCACACAUGGACAAUGCACAGAAGAAACUGCAGGAGUUCAAUGCCCGCCGCAAGCUAAAGGCUGCAGUAAAAGCUGUCGUAGCAUCAACCCGCCUUGGAAGCGCAGGAAGUCACGGCAGCCAUGACAGCAACAAGAACAGCCGCAAUCACUCGUCCUUUCAAGGGAACGAAGCAGAGGCCCAGCAGCCACAGGAACCAGCACAGAUAGAGAAGGAGGGCUUAUAGGUCUCCCUGCCAACCCCUGCCUCAGAAAAGCCUCUGGAACCUGUCAUUAUAACUGUUGAGACUUUGAACGUUUUGGAGAAGUGGCAUUGUUUUUCUUAAUGAGAUCAUACAAUAGUGGUCACAGCAAUGAACAGGUUUGGAAUUGUGACAAUUCACAAGUGUGACACCUUAUUUUCUAAUGCAUGGGGAUGCUUUGUCAACAAAGAAAAAUAACAAGCAUGAGACUUCCAAUGUGACAUGUGAAUGGGCACAAUGUUAUGAAAUGCCAAGUGUUUAAAAACACACUUGGACCAGAUUUUCCUUGCAUUUGUUUAUUUUAGGCUGCUUCUGGAUUUCAACGGGUGAUGAGUCUUUAAUUUGUGCUUAUUAGAAUGCUUGUAUUUUAAUAGUAUGUUUACCAUUAAUAUACUGAAACACAAAAGAAACGCAACACUCAUGGCUAAUGGAUUUAAUCAAAUAUUUUAAACAUAGAUAUCAAACAAAA